AAAUAAUAAAAAAAACCCACCAUUACUGCACUGUCUGUUACUCACUUUCUAUUAUUUCCCGGGAAAAUUUACUUCCUUCGACACAUCAUCAUCAUCUUCUCCAUUCUCCCUCCCUCUCUCUUAGGGUUUCUUCCCAAUGGCCGAUCCCACGAUGUCACCGCCAAACCAAUCGCAGCUCAACGUUGCAGCUUCCACGACGCAACGUCGUCAACAUCAUUUAAAUCUUGAAAGCCUAGCUCCAUCACCGUCAUCAUCGGAACAUGUCAACCGUCUGAUUAAUUCUAAUCAUUAUAUUUCCCCCUCGAGACCUAUUUACUCCGAUAGGUUUAUUCCCUGUAGAUCCAGCUCGAAUUUCGCUCUUUUCAACAUCUCUUUGCCCUCGCCUUCUGCAACCGCGGGUAGUUCGCCGGGGGACGGAGGGAAGGAGGACAAUCCCAAUGCGUAUGCGGCGUUACUCAGGAAUGCACUUUUUGGUCCUCAGACUCCGGAUAAGAAAGACUGGGGGACAGGGGCGGCUGGACGGAAUAUUUUCCGGUACAAGACGGAGACUAGGCAGUCAAUGCACUCGCUUUCGCCUUUCGGGUUUGAUGGUUUAAGUGGUCCUGGUGUUAGUAAUGUUGCUAUUAAGGCUCCUAGGAAGGUUUCUAGAUCACCUUAUAAGGUAUUGGAUGCCCCUGCAUUGCAUGAUGAUUUUUAUUUGAAUUUGGUGGAUUGGUCGUCGCAUAAUGUGUUGGCAGUGGGGUUAGGGACUUGUGUGUAUUUAUGGAAUGCUUGUAGUAGCAAGGUGACCAAAUUGUGUGAUUUGGGGAAUGAUGAUGGUGUAUGUUCAGUAGGAUGGGCUCAUCGUGGUACACAUCUUGCUGUUGGAACCAGCAAUGGGAAAGUUCAGAUUUGGGAUGCUUCACGCUGUAAAAGGAUUAGAAUCAUGGAGGGUCAUCGAUUGCGAGUUGGGGCCUUGGCCUGGAGUUCAUCAAUGCUGUCUUCUGGUAGCCGGGAUAAGAGCAUUCUUCAACGAGAUAUACGAGCACAAGAAGACUUUGUUAGUAAACUCUCUGGACACAAGUCAGAGGUUUGUGGACUGAAGUGGUCUUAUGAUAACCGUGAGUUAGCAUCAGGCGGAAAUGAUAAUCGACUUUUUGUUUGGAAUCAACAUUCAACCCAACCUGUGCUAAAAUACUGUGAGCAUACAGCGGCUGUAAAAGCAAUUGCUUGGUCACCCCAUCUUCAUGGACUUCUUGCAUCCGGGGGUGGGACUGCUGACCGGUGUAUACGAUUCUGGAAUACAACCACCAACUCACAUCUCAGCUGCAUGGACACCGGCAGUCAGGUGUGCAAUCUUGUGUGGUCUAAGAAUGUCAAUGAACUAGUCAGCACACAUGGAUACUCCCAAAACCAAAUAAUAGUAUGGAGAUACCCCACCAUGUCAAAGUUGGCAACUCUGACAGGCCAUACAUACAGAGUUCUUUAUCUUGCCAUCUCACCAGACGGACAGACAAUUGUCACUGGAGCUGGAGAUGAAACUCUGCGGUUUUGGAAUGUGUUCCCUUCCCCUAAAUCUCAGAACACAGAGAGUGAAAUUGGAGCAUCAUCUCUGGGUAGAACUACAAUCCGGUGACUCCUUCAGCUGUUGCUUUUCGAGAGUUUCUUGGCUGUGCAGACUUUGUUAGUCCAGAGUUUCUUGGGCUGUUUUAGCAUGGGGAAGGAACGUGGAAAAUGUGCUCAUAACCUGGAGAUUAUUUCCGUGCGAAUGGAGUUCAUCAGUUUGGUUUUCUCGAACCAGCCCAGGACAUGAAAAUGCUAUAAGCGGGAUUGGAGGUGAUGAAUUGUCAUAUGAUUCUCGGGAAAUUAUGAGUUUCCUUCUUCUCCCCGUUUGAUGCAUGGCAUUUACCAUUAAAUGCUUCUUGCAUUGUAUAUCGACAGAUGACAGUAAAAGAUGAUUCGAGGUGUCGGUUUACCAUUUAUUCAUAGUUUAUGUAAAUAAUUAUUACUUCCACAUAUAUCUAUCUAUCAAUGAAAUAUUGCAUUGCUGGAUCCGAA
Messenger RNA from Populus trichocarpa (black cottonwood), 2037 nucleotides. Its product is annotated as protein FIZZY-RELATED 2. Gene Ontology annotation, biological process: anaphase-promoting complex-dependent catabolic process; positive regulation of ubiquitin protein ligase activity; positive regulation of anaphase-promoting complex-dependent catabolic process. Gene Ontology annotation, cellular component: anaphase-promoting complex. Gene Ontology annotation, molecular function: ubiquitin ligase activator activity; protein binding; anaphase-promoting complex binding. Lineage: Eukaryota; Viridiplantae; Streptophyta; Magnoliopsida; Malpighiales; Salicaceae. The record is from RefSeq and is a predicted model, not a curated record. Bases 137 to 1615 code for a protein of 492 amino acids. The transcript has 10 exons.